This is a messenger RNA of Syngnathus acus (greater pipefish), 1297 nucleotides long. RefSeq names its product odorant receptor 131-2-like. Gene Ontology annotation, biological process: G protein-coupled receptor signaling pathway. NCBI's taxonomy places the organism in Eukaryota, Metazoa, Chordata, Actinopteri, Syngnathiformes, Syngnathidae. The coding region runs from base 121 to 1104 and encodes 327 amino acids. The record is from RefSeq and is a predicted model, not a curated record. Gene Ontology annotation, molecular function: G protein-coupled receptor activity. Gene Ontology annotation, cellular component: membrane. The transcript has a single exon.
CAAAUUGGGCUGCCCUCCCUGCAAAGCACGCAGCACCGCUGGCGACGUUGCUGGCGACUCGGCUGGCCACUUUGCCGGCGACUUUGCCCGUCCGUUCCCAAAUUGUUUCUGCUUUGUCGAAUGGCCGGCAACAGCAGCUCGCUGGUGGGGAGCGGUGACCUUCAAGCCAGGUCUGACUUCAACACCAUCGUAAACUUUGUCCAAGUUCUGAUCGCCGUCUUCCUCGCCGUCAACGUCUUCCAGCUGGUGGCUUUGUUCUCCAAGGAGCAGUUCACGUCGUCCACGCGCUACAUCCUGUUCGGCAACAUGCUGCUCAACGACUGCUGGUUCCUGCUGGUGAGCAACCUGCUGCUCCUCUUCUACUUCUUUGGCGUGGCCACCGAUCUGUGGCUGUGCAUGCUCAUCUACUUCUUCCUGGCCAUCUCCAACAUGGCCACGGCGUGCACCUUGACCGCCAUGACCCUGGAGCGCUACGUGGCCGUGUGCGUGCCCCUGCGGCACGCCGACCUGUGCUCCGGCCGGCGAGUCCUGGGCGCCGUGGCGCUCAUCGGCGCCGUGAGCUCCGUACCUUGCGCGGUGUUCUUCGCGGCCAUCCUCCCGUCGGUGAUCCGCAGCGACUUUACGGAGGAGCUCAGGUGCACCAUUCAAACGCUAGAAGCGUACCCGUGGCACAACUAUCUGAGGUCGGCCAUGUUUUUCCUGUACUUCAUGGCCAUGGCCGGCGUCAUCGUCUUCUGCUACGUGCGCAUCAUGAAGGCGGCCUACGCGGCGUCGGCCGGGGACCGGGCGGCGUCCCGGAAAGGUCUGGGCACGGUGAGCCUUCACGCCUUUCAGCUGUUCCUGUGCCUUUUGUACCUGCUGAUCCCCAUGGCGGAGAAGGCCAUCGAGGGCCAGAAUGACGCCUUGUUCCGAUACAUCCGCACCUUCAACUACGUGGUGUUGAUUCUCGCCCCGCGCUGCCUGAGCCCUUUGGUCUACGGCCUCAGGGAUGAGAUGUUCUUUAAGGUGCUCAAGUCGUACGUGCUCUGCAGGCGUGCGAGGCAGGAAAGGCGGCUUGUAAGUUGUUGCCGCAGGCGCCGCUGUUCAUGGCUUUCCAAGACGUAAAAGGGAACGAUCGUACGCAAGUCACCUUUUGUUCGUAUCUUCAGAAAAGACGAAAAGCUGCUCAUCAAAUCCAAAGUGCAACAUUUGAAUAGACUUGUCUGAGCCCGUCUGGUUUCAUGCCUGCACUAUUCUGAUUGUGUGUCCAUGCUCUCAAUGUUGCCUCAUGUCUUGUGUGUAGUUACAGAAUAAAAUC